UAACCACGGUUAACGGUAGCGGGAAGAAAAAACUAUUUAGUGAUUUCACUCCGCUAUUUUGGGUACAAAGUGUGCGACUGGAACGCGUUAAUUGGAGAAUUCGGCACUGUUUGGCACGAAUGGACAGUAUUAAUAUCGCGCCAAAAACCGUCACGCUCGUCGCUGAGCGUGGCGUAAUAUGUAGAAACGUGCUGAGUCCUCCAUCACCUUCGCAUUCUCGUCCUUUACGUCUUACGCCGACCGGGAAAAUCAGCCAUGCCAAGACACGAGUUUAUACGCAACGUUAUAGGAAGGAGUGGGAACAGAUGCCGGACUUUAAAGGAUGGUUGACUUCGGUUUCCAAUCAAGCGACCCGUGCUUACUGCCUGUAUUGUAGAAAGAAUUUACACGCACAUCGUUUAUCGCUACUGAAACAUACGUGCACAAUGAAGCACCAGCGUUCGGCCUUGACGUAUCAACUGGAACAGAAACAGAUGCCGGAACAGAAAUCGGAUAUCGAUGCGCCCGAGAUAGGGCUUAUGGAAGAAGUUGAGACACUAAAUGAGCCUUCUCAAACGGAGGUAGAUGAUGACGACGAUGACGAUAUCGAAUAUGUUGUUGAGAGACUAGAUACAGAUGAGGAUGAUGACUCCAUAGAGUUUGAAGAUGUAAAGGAAAACAUUGAAGAAGUCAAUAUGGAACAGGAGGAAGAAAAGGAAAUGGAUGAAAGUAGUCAAUUCAGUGAGGAGGAUUCUCCAUCUGUAAUAAAAAAGAUUAAAUUAUUACCCGAGCAAAAAGAUCAAGAUCCUUUGACAGAGGCGAUGGCCCAUGUUCAUAAUGAAUAUCUUGAGGAGGAUGACGAGAACGUGCAGGUGGAAAUGGUGAUAGAAUCGACUAAUAAUGAUAUAUCUGUUUUACCUGAACCAGAGGAUGAUGACCAGGAGACAUCAAAAUCAUAUGAAAAUAAAAAAACGGUAAUAAAAACUACCAAGAAUGGAAAAGUUCUUCUGGAGGAUCCUAAAGAUAAUUUGGUCGUAACUUCAUCGUUACCGAAUACGGUUUAUCAGACAAAUAUUUCGACAAGCACAACACCGAUUAAGAGUAAUUAUGUGCCGAUUGCGCCAAAUGUAAAGGCUCAAAAGAUUACUCUGAUGUGUGGUAAUAAAGCUUUUACAUUAACUGGCGGUUCAUUCCAACCAGGCACACAGUAUGUGCUGACCAAGCUCAAGAGUAAGCCAACGGCAUUGAUGCUGACCGAUCAAAAGAAAUUAACAAUGAACGAAUCAGAGAACCAAAUCCUAGUAAAGCCAGACUCUAUCGUCGAUCAAUCAUUAAUUAUUCCUAGCACUAGCCAACAGUCGACUGUUGAUCAGGAAUCAAUUGAUACUAAAUUAUCUAAGAAGAUUAUGGGAAAAUCGUCCGGGAAACACAUUGCACCGAAAAAAUUGCGAAUUUCUACAUAUGUUGUAGAUAAUAUGAAGGGAGUUCCAAUUAGUGGAUUGCAAGUUAGCUUGUACAAAUUAAUGGACGGUAAAUGGACCUUUUUGAACGAGAAUAAUACAAAUGUAGAGGGUUAUUGUGACGAUUUGAUGGAAAAAAUAAACGGUACGAUCGGUCGUUAUAAGAUUCAUUUUGAUGUUGACAAAUAUUUUACACUGAAAAGAAUAGAUACCAUGUUUCCAUUCGUCGAGAUUGUAUUUGACGUAAAAAAACCAAAAACUCAUUAUCACAUACCUCUUUUAUUGAGUCCGUUUGGUUACACGAUCUAUCGUGGCACCUAA
Molecule: messenger RNA, 1760 nt
Organism: Cyphomyrmex costatus
Lineage: Eukaryota; Metazoa; Arthropoda; Insecta; Hymenoptera; Formicidae
Exons: 7
Coding region: 120-1760 (546 amino acids)
Biological process (GO): purine nucleobase metabolic process
Molecular function (GO): hydroxyisourate hydrolase activity
Source: RefSeq, a predicted model, not a curated record